AUGCCGCCACCAAAGAAAUCAAUUAAAAAGAAAAAAGAGACAACAGGAAGAAGAACAUUUUUUAAGUAUUCUCUGCAUCAAGUCCGAAACGCUUUGAAUGCUAUUCGCAGUGGAACUUCUAUUUCACUGGCAAGUAAAACUUUUGAUGUUCUACGUACAACAUUGAAACGGAAAAUUAAAAACUCUACGCUAGAAACAUCGAGACACAUGGGUCCUCCUCCAGUCCUUGGCUCUUACAUCGAAGAAAAGUUAUCUACGUGGGUGAUUGAAACAAGUCGAGUGGGCUUUCCAAUCGAAAAAAUAUGUUUACUUUACUCAGUAAAACAAUUGGUCGAUGCUGAAAAUUUAUUAACUCCUUUUAAAAAUAAUCUCCCUGGAAGAGAAUGGUUUGAGUCAUUCAUGAGAAGACAUCCACAUUUAUCACAGAAGAAAGCCGAAUAUUUAAGCAAGGUGCGAGCGACUAUCACGGAAAAUUCUAUUCGCAACUGGUUUGCAGAUACUGAAACUCUGGUUGGAAUUAAUAUACAAGUGUUACAGCAUCCUCGUCGAAUAUUUAACAUGGAUGAAACUUCAUUCUUUCGCCCCAAAGGUGGAAUCAUUCUAGCGAAAAAGGGAAAAGCCUCGUAUGAUGUGUUUUCUGCAAGCGAUAAAGAAGCAAUCACGACAUUAUUUGUCAUUAACGCCGAAGGAGAAAUUGCACCACCUUUGACUCUCUACAAGUACGUACGCUUGACUAAAAACUGCAUAGAAGCUGUUCCUCCAGGGUGGGGACUAGGAAAAAUCGAAAACGGUUGGAUGGAUAGUGCAUCGUUCUACGGAUACAUUGCAAACAUAUUUCACCCAUAUCUAUUAGAACAGAAAAUCCCUCUUCCCGUCAUAGUCUUUUUGGAUGGUCAUGUAUCACAUCUCUCACCUUAG
Trachymyrmex cornetzi is the source of this 918-nucleotide messenger RNA. RefSeq lists its product as uncharacterized. Gene Ontology annotation, molecular function: DNA binding. Lineage: Eukaryota; Metazoa; Arthropoda; Insecta; Hymenoptera; Formicidae. The coding region runs from base 1 to 918 and encodes 305 amino acids. The transcript has a single exon. Gene Ontology annotation, cellular component: nucleus. The record is from RefSeq and is a predicted model, not a curated record.